This is a messenger RNA of Salmo salar (Atlantic salmon), 2958 nucleotides long. Lineage: Eukaryota; Metazoa; Chordata; Actinopteri; Salmoniformes; Salmonidae. The record is from RefSeq and is a predicted model, not a curated record.
UAUCAUCUCUCACUCACACGCAAACCUGUGCUCUCCCUAUCCCCCCAGAACCUGCGCUGCCCUCUUAAAAUAAGCAGUGGGGGGAAAUAUUCAAAGCGUUCCACCUCCUCUCAACCAGCCAGGCACACACACACACUUCUAGAGCGCACUGUGAAAACUUUCCCCUGCAACUGCUGAAUAGGUUAGUGCCUGCGACAGGACAGCGCCGAGUGAGAAGAGACAGUGAAAGCGGAACGCAUAGCCGGUUACGAGCUGCCUGGGGUUCGGGAAUGGCGGAGAGUCGGAAUGGUCCAUGCCCUCCUUCCGAACCGCACAUGUGAACCGAACCCCGUCUCCUCCGGGUCGAUUUUGUUACGUAUUAGGAGGCAAAGGACAGUAAAGAGCGAGAACGAGACGAGGGGAGGAUUGAAGUAUCUAAGACAGCCUGUCGACACCGCUCUCCUCUCAUCUCGAGAUGGUCUGCGCGCCAGGACUUCGAUGGUUCCUAUUUACCGCUCUCUUGCACGCUGUCGCACCCCUGGACAUCCGCGAGAGACCAAGGCAAUGUGACCCACCGAAGUCGCAAAGUGACAUGAACUCAUUCCUCUGGACACUGAAGCACCCAGCUCCCUACCCUCCAUCCUACCUUUUCGGGACCAUCCAUGUUCCCUACACCCGUGUAUGGGACUUUAUCCCAGACGUCUCCAAACGGGCCUUCCAGACCAGCGCCAACGUAUUCUUCGAGCUGGACCUGACCGACCCCCUGACGAUCUCUAAGCUGACCAGCUGCCAGCUGCUGCCCCACGGGGAGAACCUGCAGACCCUGCUGCCCCGGGACCUGUAUCGCCGCCUCAAACGCCACCUGGACUACGUUAAGCACAUGAUGCCCUACUGGAUGACGGCGGACCAGCGGGGCCGGGGGCUGUACGCUGACUACCUCUUCAACGCCAUCGCAGGGAACUGGGAGAGGAAGAGGCCUGUCUGGGUGAUGCUGAUGGUCAACUCUCUGACGGAGUCAGACGUGAGGUCGCGGGGGACCCCCGUACUGGACCUGUUCCUGGCCCAGGAGGCCGACCGCAUGGGGAAGAGGACAGGAGCGGUGGAGCGGGUGGAGGAGCAGUGUCACCCCCUCAACGGACUCAACUUCUCCCAGGUGCUGUUUGCCCUGAACCAGACCCUGCUGCAGCAUGAGAGUGUGAGAGCAGGCAGUCUGCAGGGCUCCUACACCACCGAGGACCUCAUCACACACUACAACUGUGGAGACCUCAGCUCCAUCAUCUUCAACCACGACACCUCACAGCUCCCUCACUUCAUCAACAGUUCCCUGCCGGCCCAUGAGAAGACCACGGCACUUCAGAUUGACAACUACUUCCGCCAGGAGCUCAUCUACAAACGCAAUGAGCGAAUGGCACGCCGCAUCUCCGCCCUCAUCCAGCGAAACCCCUCCCAGACCUUCUUCUUUGCUUUUGGUGCAGGUCACUUCCUGGGGAACCACAGUGUGUUGGACAUCCUGAGACAGGAGGGCUACGAGGUGGUGCACACACCAUCACACUACCAGGAACCAAUCACAGAUUCUUUGUCCCACAGAGAACCAACAGAGAGCCCCAGCGAUGGGGGCUCCGAUGCGGGUACAGUCUCUCCGUCUGACUGGGUGACCAGUCCCUCAGACCUGGAUGAUGGGCUGGAGGGGCUGGAGGACGAGGAGCUGCCCCACAUGCUGCUGCCAGACAGCCUGAGCCAGCUGGAGGAGUUUGGGAGACACAAGCGCCCCCGGAAGGCCCACCGCGGUCACAGCCGCCCCCGCCUCUUCAGUGACCUGUGGGUCCGCAUCGGGGACGGCACCACACCUCCUCAGCCUAAUGUGAGGAUAACCAAUGACUACGUGACGGUGGAGCCCGCCCUCACCCACCAAGAGCAGCGCAGGAGGACAGACCUCUACCCCCCCAUGGAGGCCCCCAGCAAGGCUUCCCCCUCUGCCCUGCCCACCCCCAGCUCAGCCCAGCCCAACACUGGCACCACCCACGCUCUCACCUACCUGCUAACGUUGCUUAUCACUUACCUGCUGUUCACCUCCUGACCACACAGUGGAGCUCUCUCCACACACACUGACACUGACUGUCUCCAUACCUGAGUGAGCAUUGUUAUGUGCCAUAAUCCUAGAACAUACAAAGAUCUACAUAUAAAGAUUCUGCAAACGGGAACUGGAGGUGGAUAUUAACUGCUAUGGGCAUGGAACAUACAUUACACAGAUCAUUAGAACAUCUGCACAUUCACAGGACAUGGAUAUGAGGGUUUGGGACAACAGACAGACAGACAGACAGACAGACAGACAGACAGACAGACAGACAGACAGACAGACAGACAGACAGACAGACAGACAGACAGACAGACAGACAGACAGACAGACAGACAGACAGACAGACAGACAGACAGACAGACAGACAGAGACCUCUGAGACAAACCGGUCCGUCUUCAGGCUUCUGUGAAGGGAGAUGCAACAGUCUGUGAAAAGUUAUUUAAACUCACACUGUGGAAUAAGCUUUUACCCAUGAUAAAAUGGAUGAACGGUCUAUCAGAGAUCUAAUGGAAGAUACUAUAUGGCAUCUAUAUUAUGAAUUUGUCAGUUGUAGAGGCUGAGUCUUUAAACCUCAAGAAAAAAAUAUGAUAGAAUAAUGAGUAUAGCACAAGGUCUGGAACUCUCAGAAGAGUCUAGAGAGAUGUCUAAAACCACCUUAAAUGAAAUAUUAUUGUGAAUAAUAUUGAUAUUAAUGAUGAUAAUAGACAUACUAAUGACAAUAUUAACAGCUAUAACUGUAAUAAGGUCUUAUAUCUUAUAGACAUAGGACGAGGCACACACAGUGAAAGUUUUUGUAAAUUGUGCAUUUUGUUUAUAAAAAAAAUAUUGUAUAUUUAUUAUUUCUUUAAGAGUAUAUUUUAUUGCAUUUGAUCAUUACUGAAAAAUAAACUUUUGGAAAUUCA